Messenger RNA from Psylliodes chrysocephalus, 1783 nucleotides. The record is from the annotation of a GenBank genome assembly. NCBI's taxonomy places the organism in Eukaryota, Metazoa, Arthropoda, Insecta, Coleoptera, Chrysomelidae.
UCAGUUUUGACCGUUUUGACAACGACAGCAAAAUACGGAAAACCAUUUUUGUGCUUAACUUGAAUAACCGGUAAACCGCUUUAAAUUCGUCUUUUAUGUUCUUCCAGAGGAAACAUUAGCCUGAAAUUUUAUAUCAUUAAAAAAAACAGAUAAAAAUAUACGGUAUAGGCGUUAAUAUAAUUACAAUGGAUCAAAUAAACGCCAAAGAAAUGGAAAAAAUUGUAAGAGAAGCUGGCAUGUACGAAGAAAACAUGUCCAGGGAAGAAAUUCUUACAUUUUACGAAGCCAUAACAAAUUCGAAAACCACCGCUACAACAGAGGACGAGUCCAGAGAGUUUAAUCAAAGCCAAAUCGAGGAAUUCGAAGAAAUAGCACCGAGUGAGGAUGAGGACAAUUCAAUAAGGAAUAGUAUUAAGGAUGAUGAAAGUAACGAUGUCGAGCUCGAGAUAUUGGAUGCCUGUAAAGCAAACAUUACUUUCAAUGAUAUGCAAAGUAUGCCGAAAGAAAAAUACUUACCAGUUCCUUAUCAUACUUUGAAAUACGUAAAUAUACAAAAUAGUAAACAGUUUCUGGAAGCAGACACUAACAUAAAAGCAAAAAUGCUUUACAGCUAUCAUACAAAAACAGAAAAAUUAAGAUCGGAUUUAUCAAAACAGUCGUUUUUCACUGUACCUUUACCCAAACCCAUCAUCAUAAGAGACAUGCAAAUCUCUCAAGCGCCCUUUGAUUCAGAUGAUGUAUAUACUUACAUAAGUAGAUCUGGACGUCAAACCAAGAGGAAGCUGUAUAAUGAAGAUGAGGACAGUAAUCCAGGUACGCUUACCACUAAGAAACAAAAAAAUGUUGAAAUUGAGUGGACUUCAAAAUUGAAACCUUUAUUAAAAGGAUCAGCAUCCAAAGGAUAUGAUGUUCUACCAGAGGCCACCAAAACACACAAUUCAAAUAAUAGUCAAAUCAUGGCCACUACUCCAAAAAGUACCGCAAACAGAACGAAGAAAUUCACAAAUACGGAAAUAAUGGAGAAGUCUAAAUUGUUUGAGGACUUGCCUCCUAAAGUUGGUACACCGACGAGCACAAAAGCGACAGAAAUUUUUUUGAAAACUAUUCCAAAAUCCAAAAGACUUACAAGAUCAGAAGAGAUGUUUGAAAAAAUGGUCAGAGAUACUGAAAAAAAUCAGCAAGAAAAAAACGCUUUGGAGGCUUUUGAAGAAAGUCUUGAAGUCUCUGAUGAGGAAACCUUUAAAAAGAAUGAACCAGAAGGCGAAGAUGUUAUUAAUAUUAUGGAUGAUGAACCAGCGAGAAGAAGAAUCGUCCCGCCUAUUCCACCUUUGAAGAGAAGAACUAUACAUAGUACUAGUAACAGUACUGGUCCGUUAAACGAAACCGCAGAAUCUAGUAAGAAGGAUAAUUGUUUAUCCAAGAAAAAGAGAAAGCCUAAAAACGAAUCUUCUAAACCUAGUGGAUAUGCGGAUUCUAAAAAUAAUGAUGAUGAAUCUGAUGUAUCUUGCCCAAUGUGUAACAAUAAUUUUCCAAUGAACAAGAUUCAGGCGCAUGCCGCCACCUGUGGAGAGGAAGAAACCGUCUCGAAAUAUCAAACUCGGCGAAACUUGUUGUGCAACAUUUGCGAUAAGGUGUUUGUAUCUAAUUACGAGGAGCACGUAAAGAGCUGCAUAAGUCGCUAUCAGGAUAAAAUCUAAUAUUUUUUUUUACUUAUACUUGUUUUUGUUAAAUAAUAUACUUUAUGAACAUAUUGAUAUGUAAUUAUUGUUAAAUUUGUAUAUUU